AUGGACCAGGUCAUCUCGCAUGACUUUGAGGAUUGGCCCGACUGGCCGCUCCGCAAUUCCCACUGCGUGAGUUAUGUAUCGCAGGACUCCGAAACCGCCAGUCUGUUGUCGUCCUCUCAAUACCCUCCGCCGCCCAGUCCCACGGUCACGUCGUCCUCCAGCGAUAAGGGCAAAUCGCCGCAGUCGCCGCCAGAAGUCAUCAGAUUGCACCUUAAUCCCACUGUGACCAUAUCGUUCGUGAGAAAGAAUCGAUUGUUCCGGAUUCAGUACGGAUACAUCAAUAUUUGCAAGGACUCGAGUGGAAACCUGCGGUGUCUAGAGCUGGGAGGAUCGGCCGGCCAGCAGAAUCCUUUUAUACAUACCUUCCACAACUCCAAGCUGCCUGUCCCGCACUUGGAGCAACCCCGACUGUCCAAAGAAACCAGCUACCGUGUCUCCUUUCUGGAAGAACAGACGAUCCAGACGGGCCAGACGGUGUUCACCAGUCAGCUGUCCUACACCUUUGACGAUUGGAAUGAUUGUGUCCGGUUCCAGGAGCUCCUGCUUGCAUCCGAGCUGGUCUUUAUUGCAGGCAUCGCGGAGGCCAAAUCCAAGGGCCGUGGGGAGGAAUGCAUCAGCCAGAACCUGCGCAUCUUGCGGGGCCGCCAUGACCGCAAGGUUAUUUUGUUCUUCGCCAAUUCGCAGCGAAGGGAGCGGAAACGAUACGUUUCUAUACCGCGUAGGGAUCCCUCGAACACGUUCUUUUGCGAUGCUGAGACUCUGUUUCUGACCUGGUCCCCAGUUAAUUGCAUCGACCAUCUGGAGGUGCCGAAGAAGCCCAGCCGCCCGGUGUCGCUGCACCUGCGGCCCAACUUUGAAAUCUUGGCGGAGAUGAAGGUGUUGCACAUCCAGUUUCUGGAGGAAGACGGUGUGUUCUACGAUCAUUCCUCUACUGGCUACGUCGAUACUAAUUUUGGGUUUUCUUUGUCCCAGACCAGAGGAAGUUUAUCGACCUCGUGUUGCACUACCUUGACCGAUGACGUAUGA
Messenger RNA from Rasamsonia emersonii CBS 393.64, 1026 nucleotides. RefSeq lists its product as uncharacterized. The record is from RefSeq and is a predicted model, not a curated record. The transcript has 4 exons. Bases 1 to 1026 code for a protein of 341 amino acids. Lineage: Eukaryota; Fungi; Ascomycota; Eurotiomycetes; Eurotiales; Trichocomaceae.